Molecule: messenger RNA, 1176 nt
Organism: Besnoitia besnoiti
Lineage: Eukaryota; Apicomplexa; Conoidasida; Eucoccidiorida; Sarcocystidae
Exons: 3
Coding region: 1-1176 (391 amino acids)
Biological process (GO): ribosomal large subunit biogenesis; ribosomal small subunit biogenesis
Cellular component (GO): nucleolus
Molecular function (GO): RNA binding; DNA binding
Source: RefSeq, a predicted model, not a curated record
AUGGCAGCAGAGGCGUGGAGUCCCGUCGCGGGACGGGUGCGCGUGAAGCGCGAACAGGCAGAAGAGCGGGCGCCAGCGAAUGGCGCCGCCUCUCCGUCUGCGCAGUCCUGCCCAGGAGCGGGCGCCGCGGAGCCGCAGCAGAGCUGCCGGCGGCGCCGGAUUCGAGAGUUGGCGGUGCACUUUGGUGGGGAACUGGAUGAGCUGUUGGCGAUGGUUCCAUUCAGCGCUCUCUGCAGCGGCGAGGAGGAGGCCGAGCCCGUUGCCAACGAGCAGCCCGAGCCACAGAACAAGGCAGACGCCGCGGCGCGUUCGCGCGGAAAACAGAAGAAACAGCUUAGACAGAAGCGCUACCACCCACGCGUGCUGACGACGACGCCCCUGCGCCUGCAGGCGCACGUGGCGGCUGAAGAAGAACGAUCGCGAAAACGGCAAGGACCGCGGCCAAGUCUUGCCCACGGGCAGCCGAAGCACGCGGGGCGCGCCCACGCCUCCUCUGGAGCCGUCAAGCCUGAAAAGGGAGACGCUGUGGGCGGUGCAGCAAACAGUCGCACCGAACUGCAGCAGCGUCUGCAGGCGAAGAUCGAGGCGCUGCGCCGAGUGAAGAAGGAGGGGAAGCGGGAGAGGAAGAAUCAGCGGAAGAAGGGACAGAACGAGCAAGCAAAGUCCCCCAAGGCUCACGCGUCCGAACACCAGGCGCAGGGAGGCCGUGGGGACUCCACGGAAGCCUCAAAGAACAAGCCAGGACGACGCGACGGCGAGGCAGACGCCGGAGACUAUUUCGAGUACGGCGCCGUCACAUGCCCGCGGGAUCGACUCGAGGCGCCUCAGGCCAACCGCUCCGGAUCCAAGAAACGCAAGCUGCGACGAGCAAUGAAGGAGAUAGAGGCCAACCGGGAAGUGUUGCAGAAGUGCCAGUCUGCGGCCGAGAGGCAGCAGAUGCAGCUCCAACAGUCCAUGGCGAAGGCCAUGAAGAAACUCGACGGAGAAAAAGUUAUGGACGACAUGCAACGGUUGAAGAAGAAGCAAAAGCUGCUUGACAAAAAGAAGGAGAAGGCGGCGGAACAGUGGCAAAACCGACUCAAAGAGGCGAGGGAGAAACAGAGGGACGCAGUGGAAGUAAGCGAAGAGUUCGCGAGCAGUAUCAACUACACGCGUGAGCGGAGAGGGAAAAAUUAG